Helianthus annuus (common sunflower) is the source of this 927-nucleotide messenger RNA. RefSeq names its product succinate dehydrogenase assembly factor 2, mitochondrial. The record is from RefSeq and is a predicted model, not a curated record. Bases 151 to 723 code for a protein of 190 amino acids. The transcript is spliced from 5 exons. Gene Ontology annotation, cellular component: mitochondrion. Lineage: Eukaryota; Viridiplantae; Streptophyta; Magnoliopsida; Asterales; Asteraceae. Gene Ontology annotation, biological process: mitochondrial respiratory chain complex II assembly; mitochondrial electron transport, succinate to ubiquinone; protein-FAD linkage.
AUUGCCACGGUGCGUUGCGGCCGUUCACAAAAACAACCGCCGUUCCCCCUCCGCCACGCCACCUCACAAAUCUCUGAAAAUCCAACACAUAAACACCGAAACCCUAAUUCUAAACUCACAGUUCAACAGAUCACAACAACAAACCAAAUCAUGGCGACUUUAAGAAGAGCCGUAUUAUCCAACAUUUCUCGCCUCAUCAAUUCCGCCGUAGCUCCGCCGCGCAUCCACGGCGUCGUAUCGUCGCACGAAAUCGUGCGGUAUCAAUCUGUUCACAGGCCGUUUGUUAAUUCGUUUUCUAGAUUCUAUUGUUCAAACUCUGGUGUUGAAUUGUUGGAUUUUGAUUUGUCUGAUGAAGAAAGCAAGCGGCGAUUAGUGAACAGGUUGGUGUAUAGGAGUAAACAAAGGGGGUUUCUUGAGCUGGACCUGGUUUUAGGAAGUUGGGUGGAGAAUCACAUUGGAUCUUUGGAUGAGAAUGGGAUCAGAGCACUUGUUGAUGUUCUUAACCUUGAAAAUCCUGAUUUAUGGAAAUGGCUAACCGGGCAGGAACAACCGCCUGAACCAAUCAACACAAAUCCCGUAUUCACCGAGGUGCGUGGUAAGGUAAUGUACAACCUCGACAACUAUGCUUCGGAACAGACACGGGCCACACCCGGGCAACCAUGGGUCAGAGGAUGGGACGAUUUCAAAAAGGGUCGUGAUAGCCCGAUAGUCGGAAAUCAGUAAUUAUUUUUACAACUCUGUUUACUAGUAAGUUUACUUCAUAUGUUAUAAACACCAAGAAUAAGGCUGCUAUAAGAUUAAAUCCCUCAAAGGUUUUGAGGUCUAAGGAAUGUAUUUUUAUCCCUGGUUGUGAGUAAUUUUAAGCUCGGGUUCAGCUUAGGCUCGACUCUUUUAUCACUUAUUAAUCAAUUAAUGAUUUUGUUUGUA